UUUACUCGAACGCUCGACGAUGAUAAUAAUUAAUGGGUAUAUUGUUAAUAAUAAUGACAUAACGUAAUAAAUCAGCAAUAGGCUAUUCAUCGUAGUCCGUUCUCCGUGCACUGUAGUUGACCGUUCCCGAGUAAAAAAACCAGCUCCUAAUUUCUAACUGAUAAUUGGUUAAUUCCACAAUGGAAGAAAAAGAAAAUCCAAAUAGCAUAAAACUUCCUGAUACUUUAGAAGUCUUCAGGAAUUUGAAAAAUGCAAAACAAUUUGCAAUAGAUAUUGGUGGUUCGCUUACAAAAAUAGCAUAUUAUUCAACAGUAUCAUUUAGACGAGUUUAUUAUGCAACCGAUAACAUAGACAAAAAUUAUGACAAAAACAAGGAUGACAAACAUGAUAAAUUUGUUUACACAUAUUCUGAACAAGCAAGGUUACAUUUUGUCAAGUUUGAAACAAAAUAUAUUGAAAACUGUUUGGAUUUCAUUGGUGACAAUUUAGUUAAUAGUGACGAACGAAAAGGAAAAAGCAUUAAAGCUACAGGAGGUGGGGCAUACAAGUAUAGCAAACUUAUUCAAGAUAAAUUGGGAUUAAAAGUAGAUAAAGAAGAUGAGCUUACUUGUCUAAUUACAGGAUGUAAUUUCUUAUUAAAAAAUAUAAGUGAUGAAGCAUUUGUUUACAACCGAAAUGGUAGUCCAGAAUAUGAGUUUCAAACAGCAGACCCACAUGUAUUUCCUUACAUGUUGGUUAACAUUGGCUCGGGUGUAAGUAUUUUAAAAGUGGAGUCAGAUAAUUGUUAUGAGCGUAUUGGUGGUACGGCUACUGGUGGUGGCACAUUCUGGGGCCUUGGUACACUUUUGACUAAAGCCAAAUCAUUUGAUGAAUUACUUGAUCUUGCUGAAAAAGGAGAUCAUAGAAAAGCUGAUAUGCUUGUAAAGGAUAUAUAUGGUGGAGAUUAUGAAACCUUAGGUAUGCAUUCAGAUUUAAUUGCUUCUUCUUUUGGAAAAAUAUGUCCUCGUCAAAAUGCAGAAAGUGAUUACAAUGAAGCAGAUUUGGCAAGAAGUUUACUGUUUGCAAUUAGCAAUGACAUUGGUCAAAUCGCUUGUUUAUAUGCAAUGAUGCAUAAUUUAAAAAAGGUGUAUUUUGGUGGUUAUUUUUUAAGAAAUCGUUCACUCAGCAUGCACACUAUAUCAUUUUCUAUUAAAUAUUGGUCUAGAGGAACUGUUCAAAGUUUGUUUUUGAGGCAUGAAGGAUAUUUAGGAGCAAUUGGUGCAUUUUUAAAAGGCACUGAAGAAUGCGAUAGUGACAAGUUUUCGUGGUUAGAAAAUUAUGCUGGUAGUGGAAGUAACCGUACUCAAUUGACGUUUGGCAAGCGAGUUGAUCAACUCGAACUUGAUAGAUGGGAAUCACCUUUAACGUUUUGCCCAUUGCUCAAAGAUCCAUCUAGUUAUAUUCCAGAUACUGUUGACUUGAACUCGGAUAAAGAAGCAAGAGAAUAUUGGUUAAAUUGCUUUGAAGAAAGUAUAGAAAAUUAUGUUAAUUAUGCAAUUGCAAGUCAACCAACAAGUGAUACAGCUGAAAAACGGGCCGCUUUGUUCAAGGAAAAAUUUAUUUCUCGGGUGCAACUACUUAAAAUUAAACCUUUUGCUUAUGGUAAUUUGACUGUGAGAGGUCUUCUUGACACAAUCAAUCAAUGUCUAAAAGAAUUUGAUUUUCCUGAUCCAUAUUUAACUCAAAAACGAACAGAAAAUGAGUAUGCAUUAAAAUGUUUUCAAGAACGAUUAGAAGAACUGGAUUCAUUAGAUCUUAAGGAAAGACAAAAAGAAAUAAUCAUGGGUGUCUUAGCAGGGAAUACUUUUGAUUGGGGUGCUAAGGAAACUGUAGCUCUAAUGAAAACUGGUGAAUUUGAUUUUAAACAAGCAAGGAGCCGAAUUCCUGCCAGACCUUGGUUAAUUGACUGUCUUGAUAGUUGGGUCAAAAAAAUAUGCACCGAGCCAUACAAAAAAAUUGCAAUUUUCAUCGAUAACAGUGGUAUUGACAUAGUUUUGGGAAUACUACCCUUAGCUAGAGAAAUGCUACGUCAAGGCUCAAGAUUAAUACUUUGUGCCAACUCUGCUCCUGCACUUAAUGAUGUUACUCAUUCAGAACUUGUUGUGCUGUUACGUCAAGCCGCGGCUAUUUGUCCUAUUAUUUCUAAAGGAUUAGACGAGGGCAGCUUGAAAUCGAUGGAGACAGCUCAAGGAGGGCCUUGUUUAGAUCUCAGUCGAUUGGAACGAGAAUUGGCAAAUGAAUUGACAACUGUGGAUUUGAUUAUAUUAGAAGGAAUGGGUCGAGCAGUACACACCAACAUAGAUGCAGAAUUUGUAUGUGAUUGUUUCAAACUGGCCAUAAUAAAAAACCGUUGGUUAGCUAAACGUUUAGGCGGUGACAUGUUUUCAGUAGUCUGCAAAUAUGAAAGUGUUAACGAAUCAAAAUAAUGUUUAACAAAUGAAAAAAAAAUAUAUUAAUAUUUAUUAAUUACAAAGAUUAUAUUAUUAUAAUAAUCAUGGUAUAAGUUACGCAUAUUGUGGUAUUUGGUUAAAAUUAAUUAUUUUUAUUGUAUAUUUUGACAAAUGACAUUCUUAUAAUUUUCUACAGCUGUUAUAUAUUGUAAAAUUAAAUAUUUAUUUUAUACAUUAAUUGACAUUCAGUUCUAUGGGAACUGGCCUAUGCGACAAAAGUGCUGAUGUUGCUGCUUUCAGUCCCAUAGCAACACAUUCAUCUUGUGAUUUUCCUUGUAACACUCCGGAUAUGUAUCCAGCGCACAGAAUGAAAUACAAAAAAAUAAUAUAAAUAAAUUUAAUGAUAAUAUAAGAUUGUGUCCCAAGUUUUAUAACGCAUUUUUAGUUUUGAUUGCAGAAAUAAGUAAUAAAAAACAUUUAGGAAUUUCAACACAAUUUAAAAUAUUUUGAACUUAUACUUGUAUUUAUUUUAUGUAUUUUUAGUAACAGUAUCAUAUAAAUAAUAUUAAUGUGUAAGAUAAGUGGUACAUAAAAGAGGGAAAAUUUUGAGAGUUACAAUUUUCACAAAUUUUUUUUUGCUAUAGAAAUCUGUCAAAGCUCAAAGGUAACAGUUAAAUGAAUAGUGUGUCCCCUGAAAUCAGAUGUAUUUUAGACCCUGCUUGAAUGUAUUUUACAACUGUUGUUUUUGAUGUUUUUAUUGUUAUAAAAUAAGUUUUCAUAUACUAUUUUAUUAAGAAUUGUACUUAAUUAAUGUAUGUUGUUUAAUUAAAGUCUUAAACAUGUCAAUUAUAA
Molecule: messenger RNA, 3281 nt
Organism: Rhopalosiphum maidis (corn leaf aphid)
Lineage: Eukaryota; Metazoa; Arthropoda; Insecta; Hemiptera; Aphididae
Product: pantothenate kinase 4
Exons: 13
Coding region: 180-2465 (761 amino acids)
Biological process (GO): coenzyme A biosynthetic process
Cellular component (GO): nucleus; cytosol
Molecular function (GO): ATP binding; pantothenate kinase activity
Source: RefSeq, a predicted model, not a curated record